AUGCCACCGGUCCCGAGCUCUUCACUGAAGACGCACAAAAGAAGGGUGAUCGCUGUAGCCGUUCUCUGCGCACUCUUUGCAGUCCAGACCUGCAAUCACUUGGCCAUCCUACAAGCUCAUCUACUGCACCGUUCGAAAGUAGAGAAGUUGGUGCAGUGGUAUUUACUGCAGAAACGGGAUCUGGAUAGGAGAGCGAAGAGAGUUGUAAGCCUCAAGGCGAAGCGCCGGUGCUGGAUAAAGCCAGGCAGAACCUCCCUAUGGUGGGACAACAUCAGCAAUGGUGUAUCCUUUCCACAGGAGUACAAGGAGAAUUUUCGUAUGAAGAAGGUGAAUUUUGACAAGCUGUUCAAUGAUCUUAGGCCCUUUAUCCAGAAACAGGACACAAACAUGCGGAAGUCUAUCGCUGUGGACAAGCAAGUGGCCAUUUUCCUGUACUACAUAAGCGACGAGGUCCGUUUCCGGAAAACUGCCAACGCGUUCGGUGUGUCAAGGGCCGCAGUCAGUCAGAUUGUUCGCCGUGUUUCCAAAGCCAUUACACUCCAUCUAGGUCCAAAGUACAUUGUUUUACCUAGUUCUGAAGCUGAUGUCAAGGAACUUGUGACCAACUUCAAGAGGCAACAUGGAGUGCCCCAAUGUCUGGGUGCCGUAGAUGGCACGCACAUUGACAUCAAGCAGCCUUCUGUGCAGUCUACAGAUUUCAUCAACCGGAAGAGUCGCUAUUCGCUGAACGUCCAGGCAGCCUAUGACUACAGGUACUGCUUUAUUGAUGUUGUAGUCAAAUGGCCAGGGAGUGUGCACCAUGCUCGUGUGUUUGCCAACUCUAAGUUGAGCCAGAGUCUCAAAGACCACUCUAUUCCGCCUUGCCCUCGCAAGUUGCUGGAGGAUGAGGAUCCAGUGGCGGUAUUUCUCCUUGGAGAUCCAGCGUAUCCAUUACUGCCCUAUGUGAUGAAAGAGUAUGCUGGAGGCGGGUCAACGCCUCAGGAGCAGUACUUUGGGCUGAAGCUCUGUCGUGCAAGGAUGGUGAUAGAGUGUGCAUUCGGCCGCCUGAAGGCACGAUUCGGUAUCCUGAAGCGCUCAAUGGAUAUAAAAUGGAUGAUCUGCCUUUUGUUAUCUACGCAUGCUUUGUUAUGCACAACUUUUGUGAAUUAA
Molecule: messenger RNA, 1149 nt
Organism: Sycon ciliatum
Lineage: Eukaryota; Metazoa; Porifera; Calcarea; Leucosolenida; Sycettidae
Exons: 1
Coding region: 1-1149 (382 amino acids)
Source: RefSeq, a predicted model, not a curated record